GCCACGGCGAGGACGGCUGUGCAACCAAAGAACCUGGACAGCGGAGCGCCGGCGGGUCGCGGUUGGAUCGCAGGCGCCUGUGAGCUGCGAGCUUGAGAGGCCGCCGAAGCCCAGGCCAGGCAGAGGAAGGAAGCGAGCCGCUCCGGAGGUGAAGCUGAGAGGGGAGUGUGGCAGUAAAAUCAGACGACAGAUGGACAGUGUGACAAGAACGUCAGAAAGGAUCGGGCCUCGCUGCGAGAGUCAGCCUGGAGUCGAGGUGUUGACAGGCCGCUGAGAAGGACACCAGGGCGGACUGCGGCAUGCCGAGGGAGUAAAGCCUUGUCUUCAGUCACACCAUUGAUGGAGGACAGAUGGACAGCCGGACGGCCAGUCAGCUCUCUUAAGCCUUUGGAUAGCGGUCCUUCGUCCUCGGCUGGCCACCCGUUAGGGAUUUUAGCCCAUUCUGUGAACUCGCUUCCCCUCAAAACGUAAACUCAAGACUGCGGUGUACGAGCCGACUCCUCUGUUGCCCGGUGACAGAGCUGCAGACAUGAGCGCCGAAGGGUAUCAGUACCGAGCGCUGUAUGACUACAAGAAGGAGAGAGAGGAGGACAUCGACCUGCACUUGGGGGACAUACUGACCGUGAAUAAAGGCUCCUUAUUGGCUCUUGGAUUCAGUGAUGGCCAGGAAGCUCGGCCUGAAGAUAUUGGCUGGUUAAACGGCUACAAUGAAACCACCGGGGAAAGGGGAGACUUUCCGGGAACUUACGUUGAAUAUAUUGGAAGGAAAAGGAUUUCACCACCCACUCCCAAGCCCCGUCCCCCUCGGCCUCUUCCUGUCGCCCCGGGUUCUUCAAAAACUGAAGCAGACACGGAACAACCAGCUUUCACCCUUCCCGAUCUGGCUGAGCAGUUCGCCCCUCCUGAUGUCGCCCCUCCUCUUCUUAUCAAGCUCCUAGAAGCCAUCGAAAAGAAAGGACUGGAAUGUCCGACUCUCUACAGAACACAGAGCCCCAGCAGCCCUGCAGAAUUACGACAGCUUCUUGAUUGUGAUGCCGCCUCAGUGGACCUGGAGAUGAUCGAUGUCCAGGUGUUAGCAGAUGCUUUCAAACGCUAUCUCUUGGACUUACCAAAUCCUGUUAUUCCAGUAGCUGUUUACAAUGAAAUGCUGUCGUUAGCCCAAGAAGUACAAAGCCCUGAAGACUACAUCCAGCUGUUGAAGAAGCUCAUUAGGUCGCCUAAUAUACCUCAUCAAUAUUGGCUUACGCUUCAGUAUCUGCUUAAGCAUUUCUUCAAGCUCUCUCAAGCCUCCAGCAAAAAUCUUUUGAACACAAGAGUCCUCUCCGAGAUUUUCAGCCCUGUGCUUUUUAGAUUCCCAGCAUCCAGCUCUGAUAAUACUGAACACCUCAUAAAAGUGAUAGAGAUUUUAAUCUCAACUGAAUGGAAUGAACGACAGCCAGCACCAGCACUGCCCCCGAAGCCACCCAAGCCCACGACUGUAGCCAACAACGGCAUGAACAACAUGUCCCUACAGGAUGCUGAGUGGUACUGGGGAGACAUCUCAAGGGAAGAAGUGAACGAAAAGCUCCGAGAUACAGCGGAUGGGACCUUUCUGGUACGAGACGCGUCUACUAAGAUGCACGGCGAUUAUACUCUUACACUAAGGAAAGGAGGAAAUAACAAAUUAAUCAAAAUCUUUCACCGAGAUGGCAAAUAUGGCUUCUCUGAUCCAUUAACCUUCAACUCCGUGGUUGAACUAAUAACCCACUACCGGAAUGAGUCUCUCGCUCAGUAUAACCCCAAGCUGGAUGUGAAGUUACUCUACCCGGUGUCCAAAUACCAGCAGGAUCAAGUUGUCAAAGAAGAUAAUAUUGAAGCUGUAGGGAAAAAAUUACAUGAAUAUAAUACUCAAUUUCAAGAAAAAAGUCGGGAAUAUGAUAGAUUAUACGAGGAAUACACCCGUACGUCCCAGGAAAUUCAAAUGAAAAGAACAGCUAUUGAAGCAUUUAAUGAAACCAUAAAAAUAUUUGAAGAGCAGUGCCAAACCCAGGAGCGGUACAGCAAAGAAUACAUAGAAAAGUUUAAACGUGAAGGCAACGAGAAAGAAAUUCAAAGGAUUAUGCAUAAUUAUGAUAAGCUAAAGUCCCGCAUCAGUGAGAUCAUUGACAGUAGGAGGCGGCUGGAGGAAGACUUGAAGAAGCAGGCGGCUGAGUACCGCGAGAUCGACAAGCGCAUGAACAGCAUUAAGCCAGACCUCAUUCAGCUGAGGAAGACAAGAGACCAAUACUUGAUGUGGCUCACGCAGAAAGGUGUUCGGCAGAAGAAGCUGAACGAGUGGCUGGGCAACGAAAACAACGAAGACCAAUACUCACUGGUAGAAGACGACGAGGACCUGCCCCACCACGAUGAGAAGACUUGGAAUGUCGGAAGCAGCAACCGCAACAAAGCCGAGAAUCUAUUACGAGGGAAGCGAGAUGGCACUUUUCUUGUCCGGGAGAGCAGUAAGCAGGGCUGCUACGCCUGCUCUGUGGUGGUAGACGGCGAAGUCAAGCAUUGCGUCAUCAACAAGACUGCCACCGGCUACGGCUUUGCUGAGCCCUACAACCUGUACAGCUCGCUGAAGGAGCUGGUGCUACAUUACCAACACACGUCCCUCGUGCAGCACAAUGACUCCCUCAACGUCACACUAGCAUACCCGGUAUAUGCACAACAGAGGCGAUGAAGCGCGCUGCCCUCGGAUCCAGUUCCUCACCUUCAAGCCACCCAAGGCCUCUGGGAAGCCAAGGGCUUCUCUCUCCAGCCCGACCUGUGAACUGAGCUGCAGAAACGAAGCCGGCUGUCUGCACGUGGGACUCGAGCUUUCUUGGACAAAAAGAAGUCGGGGGAAGACCCAGCAGCCUAAGGGCUGUUGGAUGAUUAGACAUUUCUAACCUUGUUCUUUUUCUUUCUUUCUUUUUUUUUAAUUUAAAGCCACAAACCAACACACAGAGAAAAAGAAAUGCAAAAAUCUCUCCGUGCAGGGACAAAGAGGCCUUUAACCAUGGUGCUUGUCAAUGCUUUCUGAAGCUUUACCAGCUACAAGUUGGAACUUUGGAGACCAGAAGGUAGACAGGGCUGAAGAGCCUGCGCCUGAGACCGCUUGGUCCAGCCUGGUUUAGCCUGGGUGUCGCUGGGCGUGGUGAACCCAGACACGUUGCACUGUGGGUUAUUUCCUUUAUAAUGGACGAACGAUAUGGAGCAGAGAGGCGCAUCUGCUCCCACGGGACACUUUGAGAGAACACCGACAUGGUAUGUUCGGAGGAAAAACAGAAACACCGGAAAAUGUCUUGCUUAAAACUUGUGAAAGCAACCACAAAAACAUGAGUGUGGACAAGGGGACUUGAAAAUGACAUUCAGUAUAUAAAAUAUGUAUAUAAUAUUGGGUGACUAACUAUCAAAUAGAUGGAUUUGUAUCAAUACCAAAUAGCUUCUGUUUUGUUUCGCCGAAGGCUAAGCGUGCAGCGCUAUGCAAAUCUUCAUUUUUGUUAUGUUCUUACCAGUUUCAAAUACACCUUCAGAAUAAGCUUCCUUCAUCCCAAUUUUUUUUUUGUUGCUUGAAAAUACUGUUUCUCGUUUUUGUUAAUAUUUGUUUUGUUAUUCUUACUUUUUUUUUUUAAAAAAAAAGAAAUGUACAGGAUGCCAGAAAGGUAAAUGGCUUAAGAAUUAAAACUAUGAAAUAUUUUACAGUUUCUCUUGUACAGAGUACUUGGCUGUUAGCCCAAGGUUAAAAAGUUCAUAACAGAUUUUUUUUUUUGACUAAAUGUUGGGCAGGGCCUGAUAAGCUUCAAAGCUGCUUUAUUCAAUAAAAAAGAAAAAGAAAAUGA
Alexandromys fortis (reed vole) is the source of this 3842-nucleotide messenger RNA. RefSeq names its product phosphoinositide-3-kinase regulatory subunit 1 (gene Pik3r1). The record is from RefSeq and is a predicted model, not a curated record. Bases 530 to 2701 code for a protein of 723 amino acids. Lineage: Eukaryota; Metazoa; Chordata; Mammalia; Rodentia; Cricetidae. The transcript has 16 exons. Gene Ontology annotation, cellular component: phosphatidylinositol 3-kinase complex. Gene Ontology annotation, molecular function: 1-phosphatidylinositol-3-kinase regulator activity; protein binding. Gene Ontology annotation, biological process: insulin receptor signaling pathway; phosphatidylinositol phosphate biosynthetic process.